UGACUGAGUGAGUAGUGGUUGUGUUGUGUUGUGGUUGUGUUGUUUUGAGGCUUUAGAUUUGAGAUUCCGUUAAAGUUAAUCGAAUAAGGAUGUUUCAAGCACUUAAUAAAUCAGGUUAUUACAUUAGCUCUAAAAAGAAAGAAAAGAUAGAUUCAGAGGAUGACAUUACUAAAGAAUCAAUGAAGAUUGGAAAUGGAGAAAAGCAUUGUGAAUUAAAACUGUGGAUAAAGGAUCUCAUCACUGUACAAAAAUGGGAAGAUGAAUUUUAUUGUUAUCAUGGCAUUAAGAUCAAUAUAGUAGAUAUAUAUGGAGUAAUAGUUGCAGUACAAAGCAACAACUAUGGUGUUUCUUAUACAGUUGAUGAUGGAACCGGAGAAAUAGAUUGUUGGUAUGACAACCGACGCAGAGCAACCACAGAAAAGUUGUUUAAACUGAUGGAAACAACUGAACUUAGUGUUAUUGAAAGUACCAAUCAAGAUACAUCAACAGUACCUUCAAUUUUCAUGGAAACUUCCACUUCUUACAUUUGUGAAAAUAAGCCUGAGGCAGAACAGUGGUUGAAAACACAGAUUCUUAAGGAGCUUGAUAAGCCUCCUUUUGGCCAAGGAAAUACAAUUCAGAUACGUGGUAAAUUGGCUGACUUCAGAGGUAGUCGCUGCAUACGUAUCUACAAUAUUCGACAUGUUACCAAUAUUGAUGAAGAAACUGAUAGAAGAUUUGAGCUGAUUCAUCUUUAUCAGACUAUUUAUCACACAUGAAAGAGGUGUCUCAAAUAUAAUAGCUCUCCAACGAUCAAUAUGCAUGUUGACAAAGCACAUCUGCUGCUCGUUAACCAUCUACAAUGAGGACUGGUACUCGAUAUGCUGCUAAGAUUCCAUCACUUACAGGAGUCAGAGUGGAGGAAUGUGGAAGAAGGCUGGAGAGGAUUUUGAAAUCGCCGAAAAAGGAGCUGCGGGAGAUCAAUCGUUUGGCAUCUUAUUUGAGGCAAAUUGAAACGAUAGACCUGACAUCAGAGCCUGACAUUGAACCCCCAGCCCCCAACAACGAAUUCAUGCAAAUAUUAAACGAG
Macrosteles quadrilineatus (aster leafhopper) is the source of this 1069-nucleotide messenger RNA. RefSeq lists its product as uncharacterized. NCBI's taxonomy places the organism in Eukaryota, Metazoa, Arthropoda, Insecta, Hemiptera, Cicadellidae. The record is from RefSeq and is a predicted model, not a curated record. Bases 90 to 758 code for a protein of 222 amino acids. Gene Ontology annotation, biological process: nucleotide-excision repair; double-strand break repair via homologous recombination; DNA replication. The transcript is spliced from 7 exons. Gene Ontology annotation, cellular component: DNA replication factor A complex; chromosome, telomeric region; site of double-strand break.